Trichogramma pretiosum is the source of this 5027-nucleotide messenger RNA. RefSeq names its product NADPH-dependent diflavin oxidoreductase 1-like. Gene Ontology annotation, biological process: nucleoside transmembrane transport. The record is from RefSeq and is a predicted model, not a curated record. Gene Ontology annotation, cellular component: cytosol; plasma membrane. The coding region runs from base 743 to 3715 and encodes 990 amino acids. Gene Ontology annotation, molecular function: nucleoside transmembrane transporter activity; oxidoreductase activity; flavin adenine dinucleotide binding. The transcript is spliced from 11 exons. NCBI's taxonomy places the organism in Eukaryota, Metazoa, Arthropoda, Insecta, Hymenoptera, Trichogrammatidae.
UCGAAAUUUUUACCUCAAGUUGUGUUAUCGCGACUUUAUUUUAUAAUAUAAUUAUUAAAUGACUCCGAGAGCGGUACCUUUAUUUUGCCAUCGUUCGUGCACGUGACCGGCGAUCGAAACCGUCGACACGUUUGUUGGAUCGAUUUCCGUGUUCGAAUCGAAUUGUAUUUUUAGAUAAAAAACAAAUCAUGCGUUGCGCGACAAACCUUGCGAUUUUUUAAUUAUAUCUGUAUGUCCCCGAUGCUCGUUCCAUCAAUCUCGCAACAAUUUUUGAACUGAAAACCACUGAACUUAAACUUUUUGAACUUUUAAUAUAAAUUAAUAUAAAUGAUUGGAUUAUUUUUCGAAUUACGAUGAAAAAAUUAUUGUAAAUAAAAAUUCUAUUGUUAGCAAAAUUUUGUUCUCACAAACCUGAGAGUUUUAAUUUACCAUUGACGUGUCCCCUACACAUUCCGAAUUCGUAAAAUACCUAGCAGACGAAAAUUACCGGUUCGUUUUUUCGAGAUUCUAAGACCCUCGUGUCAUACAGACUGAACAUUGAUAAAAGAAGAAAAAGCAGACGAAAUUUCGUUGACUGAAAAAUAAUAAACGUGAUCAAAUCCAGACGGGUAUACUCAGAGAUGAAUUGAGGAUGUUGGUACUGAUACACUGCACUCAGUAAUCUUUGUCAGUCAAGGCCCAAUUGUCAUUGGAGUAAGGAAUAAAUAUCAAGAAAUUAUUCAGUAAUUUUUAAUUUUUCAAGAUGAUGAGACCAAACAUUACUAUUCUGUAUGGCAGUGAGACCGGAACUGCACAAGACAUUGCUGAGCAGAUUUGGAAGCGUUCCAAAAGAUAUGGUUUAAAGAGCACUGUUGAUGCCAUGGAUGAUUACAAUAUUGGAAGGCUUGAAAAUGACAACGUCCUAUUGGCUGUUGUCUCUACUGCUGGACAAGGAGAUAUGCCAAUGAAUAUGAAGAAUUUUUGGAGAUUUUUGCUACGUAAAAGUCUUCCAAAUAAUCUAUUAAGUCAUUUAAAAUAUUCAGUAUUGGGACUUGGAGAUAGUUCUUUUGAAAAAUUUAAUUUUGCUGCUAAGAAAUUAAACAAACGAUUGGGACAACUUGGUGCUACAGAAAUUGUUCCAAUUGGCUUGGCUGACGAUCAACAUGAUUUAGGUAUUGAUGCCGUAUUUGGUACUUGGUUAGAUGGAGUUUUCAAUGAAAUAGCUCAGCGAUAUGGUAUUCCAAAAGAAAAUAUAAUAGGAGAAAAUGAAAUCAUUCAAAAAUUUAACAUCAAUAUUUUAGAAAAUGAGAAAAUUUUAACCGAUACAAAAAAGGAUAUUUAUCUCUAUGAAGCACAAACAAAUAAAUUACUCAUUCCUAGUCAAGUUAUCGAAAAUAUAAGGACAACCACUCCUAAUCAUUUUCAAGAUGUAAGACUGAUAAAAUUUAAAGUUCCUGAAAUUAACUAUUCCCCCGGUGAUGUUUUGUACAUAAAAGCAAAAAAUUCUGAUGAACAAGUAAAUAAAUUCUUCAAAGUUUUAAAAAAUAAUGGUGUCGACAUAGAUCAAGAUGUUGUCUUGCAUAUUGAAGAAAAAGAAAUAAAAGUGCCCUUAGUUCUACAGCAAAAAUUGAGUUUGAAACAAAUCGCUCAGCAGUAUUGGGAUUUGAAUGUUAAACCAAAGCGAUCGGCCUUGCACACUCUUUCCAUGAUAAGUGAAAAUGAGUUAGAAAAGGAAAAAUUAUUAGAAUUCACAACUGCAGAAGGUCAAGAAGAGUUAUAUAAUUAUAUAAAUAGACCCAGAAGAAAUAUAAUCGAAGUUUUAAACGAUUUUCCUCACACAACAGCCAAGUUGAAUCUGAAAUUGCUAUUUGAAAUUAUGACCCCUAUUAAACCACGAGCAUAUAGCAUAGCAUCAAGUUUAAAACAUACUAAAAAUGAAUUACAUUUAUUGGUAGCAGUGACUACUUACAAAACGAAAUUGGUAGAACCUAGAUUUGGAUUAUGCUCGACCUGGCUGGCCACUUUAAAGCCAGAGGAUGAAGUUGUAUUUUGGACUGUAAAAGGGACCUUCAAAUUUGACUACACUAAACCGAUGAUCAUUGUAGGACCUGGAACUGGCAUAUCUCCAUUCAGAUCAUUAUUACUUGACAAAGCUGCCGUGGACGGUGAUUUGAGUUCAUGCCUUUUAUUCUUUGGCUGUAGAAACGAAAAACAUGAUUAUCAUUGCAAAGAAGAUUUUGAAAUUUUAGUAGAAAAACACAAAUUAAAACUAUUUUGUGCCUUCUCUAGAGAUCAACCUGAUAAAAUAUACGUUCAACACAUUAUCAAACAACAAAAGCAGUUAUGCUGGGAUUUCUUACAAAAAGAUGGUAAUAUCUACCUUGCAGGUGCAGAACCAGUUCGACUGUCUCCUGGCUGGGAAGGCACUGGCAAGACCGACGACGAGUUGAAUUUCAAAAACGUCACCAUGGAUCAGGCGAACCUCGAGCUGAAUCCGCCCAGAGACAGAUUAAACAUUGUGAUGUUCAUCAUGAUUCUGCACGGUGUCGGUGCCUUGAUGCCGUGGAACAUGUUUAUUUCCGCCCCUUCGUACUUCCAGGAACACAAACUGUCACCAAAAUCCACUGGAGAUAAUUCGACACAAAUGUAUGUUGAUUAUUUUAGUAAUGCAGUGACUUUCUCCGCCCAAGUGCCCAACGUCGUGUUCAACUGGUUGAACUUAUUUUUACCUCUAGCCGGUAACUUGACGACCCGUAUCGUCUAUGGUAUAUUCGCUCAAGUCGUCGUAUUUGUAUUCACGAUCGUAUUAGCAAUGAUCGAUAGCUCUUCUUGGGCUAAUAUAUUCUUCUGGAUCACAAUGGGAUCUGUUGUUAUUUUGAACAUCUCCAACGGAAUCUAUCAAAACUCCGUAUUCGGUAUGGCAGCUAAAUUACCUGGUAAAUACACUGGAUGUGUUGUUCUUGGUUCGAACAUCAGUGGAACCUUCACGUCCGUUAUGAUUCUCUUAACAACGUACUUCUCGCCAUCUCCUCGCACGUCGGCUAUUUAUUACUUUAUCACUGCGCUGUUUGUGCUGCUCGCCUGCUUUGACACGUACUUUGCACUGCCCAUCAACCGAUUCUACCGCUAUCACGAGUACUUGCAUGAAAAAGAGGCGUCUCAGAGAAAGACCAACCAACUCACCACUGGACGUCCUCCGUUGUGGGAAGUCUUCAAGCAAUGCGCUCUGCAGUGCUUCAACGUUUGGUUCAUCUUUUUCGUUACGCUCUCGGUGUUCCCGUCUGUCAUGAUGAAAGUCCAGUCUCCAAAUUAUGAAGUCGACUCACGUGAAGCGAAUUACUUCACACUUCUGUUUUGUUUCCUGAAUUUCAAUGUCACGGCUAUGAUUGGAAGUUUUCUCGCUUCCAUGUACAAAUGGCCGAGUAAGAAGUACCUCAUCGUUCCAGUUUUACUGCGAGUGGUAUUUAUCCCCCUUUUCCUUGUAUGCCGCUACAUGCCCAACAACAGAACCUUCAUUUUCAUUGAAAAUGAUUGGGCUUUCCUCUUCAUUGGUGCACUCAUGGGCCUGAGCAGUGGUUACUUCUCGUCCUGUGCCAUGACAUACUGUUCGACCACAGUCGAGCCGCGUUACGCGUCGACCGCCGGCAUGUUUGGCGCUGCCUUCCUGGUAACCGGUGUCUUUAGCGGAAUUCUCUUUUCAUUCGCCAUGCCCGUAAUUGCUGGGCUCCUCGGCUAGAUGGCAGUGACAUUUUUUUCAAAAUAAUCAAAAGAAAAAAACAAAAUCACCGAGCUUCGAUUAUAAAUGUGUACGAGCGUAAGUUUGUGAACAAUCAAUCUGCUUCAUCAAAGCAAUUUGUUGUAUAUUGUUUGGCUUAUCAUCAAAAUUACCAAACGUCUUCUGAAAAAUAUUUGAUCCAAAGAUGUUUUAUCUUUCUGUUUGGAUUUUGGACUGCUGAUAUGGAACUUUGUUUCUUUUCUUUUGAUAAGAUUAAUGUGUGUAAAUGAAAAAAUUAGUUUAAGUCAAUUUUUAAUAAAAUAACUCAGCCCUAAUGGUAAUGUUAAUGCUUAUUGUAAGCGAUAAAUGUUGCGCUUAUCAAUGUGUUGCAAUUUUUAUACUUUUAAGUUAAAAAUUGAAUGUUCAUAAUUAUGUUGAUUCUCGAUCGCGCAAAACUCUAAACGAUUGGCUUUAUUUCAUACUGACAAAUACUGUGGAGCGCAGGUCGUUAAGAUUUUAUCAGUUUAAAAUGGGUAUACUAUUUUAAUGUAUACGCAUGAAAUGUAUCACUCAUCCUUGUUUAAAUGAAUUGUAAUUAAAAUUUGGGCUUGACUGUCAUUAUAGAAAUGCUAGAUAUCGAUUAAAGCAGGGAAUUUAUAGUGUAAUAAUAUUAUAUGAAAUGUACACGUUGUUAUACAUUUUUAUACUAUCGUUUUCAAUUAUAUAAAUUUUGCAAUUAGAUGGCAAUUGUAUAGAAGUACAAGUGCACGAAAUCUCGUUAAUUUUAUUCUCUGAUUGGUAAGAUGAUUACUUAACUACCGCAUUUUAUCAUAUUCGUGUAUACAUAAUGCAAUCUCGCAAUAUGUGAUUUUAAGAUCACAUGAAAAUCGAAUGUUUAGUAUUUAAGUUGCGUAGUUAUUCAUUUUGUUAUUAAACAAUAUUUACGACUUACAAAACCCACUAAGUGUUCUCUUUUAUAUUAUUAAUAUCUAUAAUAUUUAUUAUAAAUUUAAUUGUAAAGUAAACCUAUUUUGAAUUUGAAAUAUUUUGCGUUAAACAAUAUUUUCAAAUUCAAUACUUGCAUUUUCUAUUAACAUGUAAAGCUGUCGUAUUUAAAUUUGUAUUUUUAUCUAUUGGGUUUUUUUAAUAUCCUGAAUAAAAAUAACUAUUAAUACUGCGCGAAUCGCUUCCAACAAUUUUAUGAAAUAUACUAUAGUAUUUUUAAUAUUGUAUGAUUUCUACGUUUUAUAUGCUAUCGAUAAAUAUAUUAUUGAAAAAAAUACAAAAACUAUUAAUAUUAUUGUUAGUGAAUUUUAUUCAAAUUAUUUUAGAA